AUGGCGCAGGGGAUCCCGCCGUGUACAGAGGGCUGGGCAGGACUCCUGGGGUCCCUUCCAGUCCCGCCCUUCUGGACAGCCGACGGAAAGGAGACGGGCCCCCUCCGCAGCAGCAGCCGCAGCAGCGGCGGUGUAACUUGGCGAUGCCUGGAGCUCUUCCUGUUCCUGCUCCUCGGCUUGGCCAUCCCGGCCUCCGAGGGCUGCCCUGUGGACUGUGUCUGCUACCCGUCCCCCAUGACGGUCAGCUGCCAGUCCCACAACUUCCUCACCAUCCCGGAGGGGAUUCCGGAGGACAGCGAGCGCAUCUUCCUGCAGAACAACCAGAUCUCGCUGCUGCUGAGGGGCCAUUUCAGCCCCUCCAUCGUCACCCUCUGGGUCUAUUCCAACAACAUCACCUUCAUUGAUCCUGAGACGUUCAAAGACUUCACCCGCCUGGAGGAGCUGGACCUGGGGGACAACCGCCACCUGCGGGAGCUGGCAGCUGAGACCUUCCACGGGCUCGUCCACCUCCACGCCCUGCACCUCUACAAGUGUGGCCUCAGUUCCCUGCCCAGUGGGCUCUUCCGAGGCCUGCACAACCUGCAGUACCUCUACCUGCAGGACAACCACAUCGGCUACCUCCAGGAGGACCUCUUCCUUGACCUCGUCAACCUGAGCCACCUUUUCCUCCAUGGUAACAAGCUCCGGGGCCUCCAGCAGAACGCCUUCCGGGGCCUCGUCAACCUGGACCGCCUGCUCCUCCACCAGAACCAGCUGCAGAGUGUCCACCGGGGAGCUUUCCGGGACCUCCGCCGGCUGACCCUGCUCUUCCUGUUCAACAACACCCUCUCCGAGCUGCAGGGGGAGGCCCUGGCGCCCCUGGCGGCCCUGGAGUACCUGCGGCUGAACGGGAACCCCUGGAGCGGUGCCUGCCUCGCCCGGUCCCUCUGGGAGUGGCUGCGCCGCUUCCGGGGCUCCUGCUCCACGGUCCCCUGCGAGGUCCCCGAGCGCCUCCGCGGCAGGGACCUGAAGGAGCUCCAGGCCGACGGCUUCCGGGGCUGCUCCAGCUCGGAGUCCCUGCACCAGCUCCACGGCCCCUGGCCCCCCUCAGCCGACAGGGCCCCCCCUAGGGACCACCCUCCGCUCCUCUCUCCUGCGGAGGAGGAGAAGGGGUUUGGCCUUGUGGAGCAGCCAGGCCUUCUCCGGCCCCCGUCCAUGGCUAGCCAGGAGCGGGCUUGCUCGGCUGGGACUGCCUUGCGCCCCCGGCCAGGAGUGGCCAGGGCUUCGGACUGGUGGAAGCGACCCUCCGCGUUCCACAUUGCUCAGGAUGCAUCUUCCACCCCUUUUCAGGAAGGACCGAGCCCCUGGCUGGACCCCGUGGGCCCACAGAAAGCCAGGCAGGCUGGCCUGGCAGAGGUGGAAACUUGA
Python bivittatus (Burmese python) is the source of this 1407-nucleotide messenger RNA. The record is from RefSeq and is a predicted model, not a curated record. Lineage: Eukaryota; Metazoa; Chordata; Lepidosauria; Squamata; Pythonidae.